Molecule: messenger RNA, 1951 nt
Organism: Schistosoma bovis
Lineage: Eukaryota; Metazoa; Platyhelminthes; Trematoda; Strigeidida; Schistosomatidae
Source: the annotation of a GenBank genome assembly
AAGAAAGGCUGCAGUUUAAAUUGCACGUUACUUUCGACGUAAUGGUGUUUUGCAUUAUGAGAGUGAUUAACAAAAGUUAUUCGCGACUGAAAUUCACACUCCCCUCGAUCAUUAAGUGAAGUCCCAUCUGUAUUUCAGUAUUUCAACGAAGCUAUAAAGACUUAGAACUUUAAAUUAUUAAGCAAAUUUAUCGGAAUACUAGGCAAGCGGCUGGGUGUUUAUCGUAACUAGAUAAUAGAAUUCGAUUGUAAUUUAAAAGUUUUCCUAUCAAAUUUGCCUGUGAGGAUGGCUGCGAGGGUGAAAUCCACGACAUCGAGGGUUUUAUUACAAUGAGUUCAUAGUAAUAUGUGUAGUUGUACGCGAGCGCCCAAUUUUGGGGAAAAUUUGACCCUUUUUCGGGGAAGACGCUAUAGUGCACUUUGGAGAAAUGGCACAGAAACACCAAAUUUCCCUAGAUCUGAGGAAAUUCCCCUUUAGCCUUGGUGGAGGUCAUUUUACUUUGGAGGUUUCCCCAAACUUGGGAGACUGGGUAGCCUAAUCCCAGUCCCCUGAUUUUGGGGGAAUUUCGGGGUUUACCCCAAAGUCGUAUAAAUUUUUAAUUUCCUCCAAAUUCUGAGGUUUUGUGUCACUUCCCCAGGUGUUUCUAUUGUGGUUUCCGUAAAACUGAUGAUUUUCCCCCCGAAAUUGGAAGAUUACGGUAGGCUGUAAUCCGAAUGUUAUACGUAAGUUUGUUAGUGCUCUCAUGCUCCAAGUUUCAUCGUUGAGUUUUUGUACAGGUAGCACUCACCCUAAAAGCAUUUCAACUGGUCUUUUACCUCAUGAUCCAUAAUUGGAAUGAAAACUCCCAGUCUAUCUCUUAACUCUAACCGUCAACUGUAAAUCACAAUCCUAAUUUCUCGCAAUAGUUUAUCUAGCUUUAGUAAGUAGAUGGGCAUUGUGGAGGUCACUUUAGCCCCACUCAAAGGCUGACACAAGUUAUAGUCCUACCGGAUUUUCUCGUCACAAAUCUCAAGUCACUGGGAACCAUGUUUCUGUAUUUUUUGUUUCUUUUUCAUGAAGGUUUUCAAAUAGCAUUAAUUUGACUGUAUCUUCAGGUUCCAAUUUUCCAAUACGCAGAAAUGUCUGGAGCUUUUGCGCAAAAUAGUUCUAGAUACGUAAUCGCUCAUGAAGCAACAAGUGCCAAGCGUCUUUUAGACGAGAACGAGCAUAUCAUCGAGUUAGUUUCUGACCUUGCUAGAAAAGGUCGAUUCCGUGAAUCGGUCCAACUGCAGGCCGUUCUUCAACGUAAUUUAGUGUAUCUUGUGUCGUCAGUUGAUCAGAAUAACUUGGAUUCAAAGCAACCAGUUGGUGCUGACACUGUUGCUAAAUAACUAUCCUUUUAAUCCAUGUAAUUUACUUGAAGCUGAGGUUGUUCGGCUUCUGUUACUUUUGCCACACGAUCUUUCAUAUUGAUGGAUGUUUGUACGAUCUCGCGUCCCACCGAUUUUGCUGUUCAUCAUUUCUUUCAAAGCUUCUUACAAGAAAACCUUUAUUUUAAUUCAUUCUUUCGAAAUAAUAAGAACUCUUCAUACUCUUACAGUUAAAUAUUGCUCUUAGAAAUGAUGUAUAUAUGAAGUUGGUCCAGGCAUCGCAAUCAUUAUUUUGUUAUUUCAAUUCAUUGAGUGAAAGGUAUUGUACUUGUGUUUAGUUUAUUUUUAUUGACUCCACCGGCUUAAAGCCAGUUUGUAAAUAGUUAUGUACAUAUGUUUAUAUUUGUGUAUUUGCUUUAGCUGUUAUUCUGUCUAAUAUCAUUGACAGAUUGGCCUGGUAAUUAAUUUUUUGAGAUUACAUAUAAUUUAAACGACUGUUGUUCAUGUUGUUUACUUGACUGUUUUUGUUGGAAUAUCAAAUCGUAAAAUACUCACCUAAUAUUUAGAUAAAUGCAUCAGUCUUGAGUUGUCGGUUCCUCAAA